Messenger RNA from Trichechus manatus latirostris (Florida manatee), 6252 nucleotides. It is a transcript of the gene SLC60A2, whose product is annotated as major facilitator superfamily domain containing 4B. Gene Ontology annotation, biological process: transmembrane transport. The record is from RefSeq and is a predicted model, not a curated record. NCBI's taxonomy places the organism in Eukaryota, Metazoa, Chordata, Mammalia, Sirenia, Trichechidae.
AUGCUAAGGCCGGAGAACUACGUCCGGGGUGGGGCCGGGGCUCAGAGCUCCAGAGGCUCGGCUGAGAAAGCCGGGUCGCAGCAGUACCGCUUCUCUGGAGCCGGCAAGCUGGAGCUCUACGGAGCUGAGGCCCCGGCUAACGGGCAGCGGCUCCUACAGGCCGAGGCCCCAGCGGAGAAGGUGGCGGAGGCGGUCUCCCUGCGGAGCGGCCGGACGGGGAACAUUCAGCGCUGGUUCACCACCGUGGUCCUGUGUGCCACCUUCCUGGGGCUGGGAAUGAGUGUCAGCAUUCUCGGACCCACAUUUCAAGAUUUGGCAACAAAUGUAAACAGCGAUAUCGGUGGUCUUUCUCUGAUUUUUGUGGGCCGUGCCUCUGGAUAUUUGGCUGGUUCUGUGAUUGGCGGAUUUCUUUUUGACUUGAUGAAUAAGUUUUUACUUUUGGGGUUGUCGAUGUUGGCUACCACAGUUGGUCUUUAUCUUGUUCCUUUUUGCAAGAGAACAAUACUACUGAUUGUCAUGAUGUCCGUCUUUGGUGCUUCGAUUGGCGUUGUGGAUAUAGGUGGUAACGUCCUUAUGUUGGCUAUUUGGGGGGACAAAGGAGCCCCACAUAUGCAGGCCUUACACUUCAGCUUUGCCUUGGGUGCCUUUUUGGCUCCACUGCUGGCCAAAGUGGCAUUAAGUACGACCGUGUCUGCUGAAAACCACACAGAGACUGACUUUAAUAACCACUCAGCCCUCAACCAAUCAUCUGAAGCAGACUCAGAAUCUAUAUUUGGAGUACCGGACAAUAAGAAUUUACUGUGGGCUUAUAUUGUUACUGGUACUUAUAUUUUUGUAGUUUCUAUAUUUCUUUUUGCUCUGUUUUUAAAGAAAAGUUCAAGACGUGAAAAAGAAAAAGAAUUCGCUCAGACAUCUCGGAGAGCGAAAUACCACAAAAUCCUUCUUUGUCUCCUUUUUAUGUUCUUCUUUUUUUAUGUCGGAGCCGAGGUAACAUAUGGCUCUUACGUUUUCUCGUUUGCAACCACCCAUGUUGGCAUGAAAGAAAGUGAAGCGGCUGGGUUGAACUCCAUCUUCUGGGGGACUUUUGCAGCCUGCAGGGGCCUGGCGAUCUUUUUUGCGACAUGCUUGCAACCUGGAACCAUGAUUGUGUUGGGCAACAUCGGCAGCCUGGCUUCAUCGUUAUUGCUGGUAAUUUUUCACAAAAACCCAGUUUGUCUCUGGAUAGCAACUUCAGUGUAUGGGGCCUCCAUGGCUACCACAUUUCCCAGUGGUGUUUCUUGGAUUGAACAGUACACAACCAUCCGUGGCAAAGCUGCAGCAUUGUUUGUGACCGGUGCUGCCCUGGGAGAAAUGGCUAUUCCUGCAGUAAUUGGUAUUAUUCAAGGAAAAUACCCUGAUUUACCUGUAGUUCUGUAUGUCUCUUUGGGGUCAGCAGUAGCCACUGCUAUUUUGUUCCCUGUGCUGUAUAAAUUAGCCACCUCACCUCUUAAACGUCAGCAAAAAGAAAGCAGAAAGAGUGAGGACCAGAAAGCUUUGCUCUCUAGCUCUGGGCUGAAUGACUGUGAGGAAGAGAAUGACGAGGACGAUGCCGAAAAAUGGAAUGAAAUGGACUUCAAAGUGAUUGAAAUGAAUGACACAAUGAGAAAUUCUGUAAUAGAGACCUCUAGAAAUAUUCUGAUGGAGCCCACCUCUGAAGUCUCUAACCAGUCACUCUCAGAUGCAUUCCUGUUUGCGUCCUCUCCAGUUAGUAGUGGCAACUACCCUGUGAAGCAUUUGACAGAAACCAGGAGAAAACAGACUAAUACGGAGGGAAGAAGAGGGAUUACUUACUGACUUCCUUGAAUAUUGCCAGUUCUAAAGAGGCCAGUCAGAGGAGAGCAUUAGCAGAUUUUCUACAUGCUUUGGGGAUUAAAAUUUCUAGGUCAGAUUAUAGCUAAAAAGUUUUGAAAUGUUCUGUAAUCUCCAGAAUCUUUUAAAGACUCAGAUGGUCUCAGAUAGUAAGAUCUUGUUUUGAGACUAAUGUUUGGCAUGUGGCUGAUGAGGCAACAUUUUAUGGGCUUCACCCCUCAGAGCAUGCAAAGAAGGCAUUUGUUUUUGAGAAAUUGGGUACUUUUCUAAUAGAAUGGAAUAAUCUAGGAGUUGCAUUGAUUAGCUGAACAGAUUAUCAGGCAUCAGUAUUUUUCCAGGGAAGUUGAGGGCAGUAAUUUAAAAAAAAAGCAAUUUGGAAGUGCACAGAGGUUUUUGUUAAUUGCUUUACCCAAUUUGUGGGGUUGGACAAAACUAUGGUAACUACUCAUUUGAUUCUGAUUUCUGAAUACAGAACAGGGCCCAAGAGACCUGGCUUCAAGCUUUCUGACUCUGCGUGAGGUCACUUAACUUACUUAGGCUUUGUUUAUCUCAUCCCAUCUAAAACUCUGUGAUCCUAAAAAUGAAAAUGAAAUGAUUUCCAAAGUGAGCAGCCAAAGUUUUAAAGUUUGUGCAAGAUAUCUGCUAGAAAUUAACGUAAGUGCUCCCCGGUUCUUCAUUUCAAAUGAGAAGUGAAACAGAAAUGAUAAACAGCUUUAAGAGUGUGCUACUGAUUAUGAAUACAUGUCAGUUUAAUAGACUUAAUGUUCAAUACUUUAUUUGAGUAAUUAUCUGAAGAAUACUUUUUUUAGUACUUUAUUCCAUCGAUUCUAAGAUGUACCGUUUUUCACAUUUUUAAUCUCUCUGAAAUCAGGAUCUUACAAUCAAUGGUCGUGUAACUUUGUGACAAAGUUUAAUUGACAGUUUUUUUUCCCCAUAGAAGUACAUAAAAUAAUGGAGUGUUUUUUAAUUGUGUCUUAGAGUCAGUGAAAUAACAGUAACUUGUUCAGUUACUGAGCUAAUACUAUUUUUACAGAUACUUUUAUUUAAAAGAAAAGUUAUUUUUAUAUGCAAUUUUUUUUUCUCAAAUUAUGUUCAAGUGGGAUCUGGAGAUGCUGAUUUCACAAACUAUUUCAGAGUUACUGCAUUAGUAGUAGAGCUGUAAAGGGGCCUCUCGAGGUCCUUUGCCUACCUCGGGAUCAGAGUCUGUGAACAGCCUUGCAGUUCAGGACUGGAUCCUCAUAGCACUGUAAACCAGGCUGCUAGUUUAAUUUCCAGUGAGGCACAGGCUAUUCCAAUGAUUGCAAUACCUGUGUCACCUAUCCAGGUCUCCUCCUUUCUAAGUUUGAAGUACUUGGGAAACCUAAGUAAAGACUAGAAGGUGGCUUGUUGGGCUAGGAAUCAGGGCUUAGAAAAGGUAUUUCAUAUGAGGGAUGGUAGACUAGUAUGAGAUAUCUUUUGAUACAUGACUGGAAUUGAUGACAGUUAUUGUUUACCUCUCCCAAGUUUUAUGCUGGGUAACAUCUAAUUUCUGCUUGGUAUCAGUAUAUUUGCUUUUUCUUUCUAAUUCCUAUAAAUUUGCAUUUGUUUUGUCUUAAGUGAAAAUACAACACCUUCUUUGACUACUACCCAUUCGUAUCUACCACAAUAUUGGUUCUUAUUAAUAAUAACUUGGGAGAAGGAUGGUAGAGAAAUUAACAGUAAAAAGCCUAUUUCCCCUUAAUUUUUUUUUUUUAAAUUCUGUACCCUUAGGUAGAACCAGGGCUUUGAACCAGUUCAUUCCUAAUUCUCAGGAGGGGAUCGAACCGGAAUGAACCAGUUCGAAGCCCAGAGUAGAAUUGAACAUCUCAGGUUGUUGGCAUUUAGGCAGCAUCAGCUAUUUGGCAGCUGGGAGGCUUGCUAGAACAGGGAUCCUUCCUGCAGUAUCUCCUUUUAGAGGGUGGAGGAUGCAGCUCAGGGAGAGAAGAAUGGUAAUAACAUGGUAGAAGAUUUGGUAAUCCACAUCGGAAAAUCCAUUAGGGUUCCACAAACCAAAGUGUGAAUGGCUGUAUGAGAUUAUAGGCUUUGUUAAAGUUUGAUAAUGUAUUUCCAUAUUGGAAGGAAAAGACUUAGUACAACCAAUUCUAAGAUUUAGUUGAUCAUUAGAAUUGUUGAUUAUUCAUCCUAAUGGUCAAAUCUUAAGUAAAUGUCUGCUGAUACCCAAGUAACCACUACCCAAGUUUUCUAUUGCUAUGAGACAUUACCAAAAACUUAGUGAUUUAAAACCACGCACAUUUAUUAUCUCAGUUCUGUGCGUCAGGAUUCUAGGCAUGGCUUAGCUGGUCCUAUGCCAAGGGCAUCAUAAGGCAACAUUCAAGGUGUCAGAUGGGCUUUGUUCUUUCUUGAGCUUGGAGUCUUCUUCCGAGCUCACGUGUUGUUGGCAGUCUUCAGCUUCUUGUGUUUGGGCUGAAGUCUCGUUUUUUGCUAGCUGUCAGCCAGAUGACCCUGUCAGUUCCUAGUGGCCUCCCACAGUUCCUUGCUGUGUUACCCUCUCAUGGAUCCUCUUAACAACGUGACUGCUUACUUCCUCAAAGCUGGUAGAAGAAUCUCUUGCUCUAGUCUGAUUAGCUGGAGUCUUAAAUAAUGUAAGAUAAUAACAGGAAUGACAUUCCAUCACCUUUGCCAUAUUCUGCUGACUAGAAGCAAGUCACAGGGUCCCCCCCAAACUGAAGGGGAGAGGAUAGGACAGGGAUGUGACUCAUUGAGGGUCAUGUUAAGAUGUGUCUGCCACAGUCAGGUACCUGAAAAUCUGGGUUCUCGAAAGGACUAAAAGCUUCAAGCCAGGAAAAAGAUUGCUUCAGCAAUCACUAAAGGUUGAUUAUAGGGACAGCCCAUUGAGUGUACUAGGGUGCAGAUGGAAGACUCCCCAUAGGCCAGGCCAACCAAAGCCAAUAUAGGGGAAUAUUUGUGGGGUACUGGAUUAACUCAGUUAUGCCUUUUUUUCCUUGACAUUUUAUGCCCUUUACCGUUCUACUUUUAACCUGUUCAAAUGCAGCUUAAUAUGAGAGAAAUAGAGAAAUUUCAUUUUAUUCUGAAGUUCAAAGACACUUUGAGAGCAGUUUUCAAUUCAUUGUUUAAAGAAUUAUCUCUAGCCACUUGAAAAUCUUUUUUAAAAAUCAAUUUUUAUUGUAUAAGUAAUAAAGGUAUUAAGGUCAUGAUAGAAAAUUAGGGAAAUACAUGAAAAUAUAAGGAACAAGUAAAAAUAAUCCAUAAUCCCAAAUACCUAGUAAAGUUCUUAAAUUUCUUAUCAACUUAAUUCCUAAGUAAAGGGUCAAGGGGUGAAAAAAAAUUUCUCUCUUCCAGAUAAAGUGUCAGAAACAACAUGAAUUUUGUGUCCAGAACAUAUUGACACUACAGUUGGUAGACUGGUUCUUAGUUCAAAGGAUUGCAGUUUAUUUAAAAAAAAAAAAUUAUUGGUAGAUGACCAGUGCAGAGACACACUCCUGAACAGUGUGUGCAGCCUAGAUCACAUGUAGAUUGCUUUUGGUUAGAUCGAUUCAUUGAAUAAUCGGGAUAGUUUCUCACAGCCAGAACUUUUGGUUUACCAUAGCAAUGUAUCACUCAACUCUGCCACGUAAAAGUUAUUACUGAAAUCGGGCUUAACAUUCUUAAUGGAAGUAGAUUUAUUCUUCUGGGUAACCCCGUAUCUGCAUUUGUUAAGGGCACUUGUUUUGCUCAUGGCGCCUAUGUUGUGCGCACGUGUGUGUUUUGUGUAUAUGAACCCACAGGUAUUUAUGAAUCAGAAUCGACUUGACAGCAACAGGUUUUUUAUGUGUUGGACAUUUUUCUACACUGUUCUGGUGGAGAUAGGGAAAGGAUACAAAAGAGAUGAAGAUACAGUUAAUUGUUUAAAAUGCCUAUUUUUAAACUGAAAUUUUUAUUGAGUAUACUGUAGACUCACGUGCAGUUGUACAUACUGUUUUUAAAUCCACUGAGCUGAGCUUGCAUGGCCUGGAAGGGCAGAGACCUAGACCAGUGCUUGUCAAACAUUAAUGUGCAGAAGAAUUGCCUGUGAAAAUGAAGAUUGUGAUUCAGUAGGACUAGGGUGGGGACUGAGAUUUUACAUUUCUAACAAGCUUCUGAGGGAUCCCCAGCCACUCUGUGGGAGGAAGAUGUGGCAGUCUGCUCCUAUAAAGAUUAUAGCCUUGGAAACCCUAUGGGGCAGUUCUACUCUGUCCUGUAUGGUCGCUAUGAGUUGGCAUCGACGGUAAACAGCAAGCUUCUAGGUGAUGGGAUGCUGCUGGCUCAUGGCCCACACUUUGAAUAGUAAGGUCCACUUCUAGGGAGUGUAGAAUACUUCACUACUUUAGGGAGUUUUUUUGUUUUGUUUCAGCUCUUCUAAUUUUGAGCCUUAAUCUUUGAGAGUCU